UAAUUUUGGAAUUUUUACAAAAAUAUUGGGCGUAGAAGAAAAUUUGCAAGAAGAACACAACACAAAUCAUUCUUUGUUCAGUUUGUUGCCGCGAGGGUCACUACACUGAACUAGUCUGAACCACCAUCAAAACCCCAUUCUCCUCUUCGCAAUCAACCUCCAAAUCCAAAUUUUCUCUCUCUGCCUUCACAUUCCAAUUUCAAACACCAUCCGAAUCCAAUCCAAUCAAAACAAACUCGUCUCUUCCAGCGUUUUUGAAAACCCUCUCGAUGCCCCGACCCAGACCCAUUAAUUCAUGAGUCACGAGAUGGAGGCACUGGCAGAAAACCCAGGUAGGUCAAGGGACUUAAAACACCCAUCGAAAAACCCUACAAAACCGCCCCAACCGAACCAAUUUCCCUCCCACCUCGACGCGCCCAACGUCUCCUCCACGGCGCGUGCCCUGUGCGACAUCCUCACCCGAAGCUCCCCUCAGGACAUCGAAUCGGCGCUCUCCUCCUCGGGAAUUGUCCCCGAGGAAGAGUGCACGAACGAGGUCCUGAGACUCUCGUACAAUUACCCCUCCUCGGCCGUCAAGUUCUUUCGAUGGGCUGGGCGCGGGAAGAAGCACCCUGUCCACACGUGGAACUUGAUGGUUGACCUGCUGGGUAAAAACCAGCUCUUCGAGCCCAUGUGGGACGCCGUUAGGUCCAUGAAACAGGAGCAAAAGCUUUCACUAUCCACUUUCGCCUCCGUUUUCCAGAGCUACUGCACCGCCGCUAGGUUUAACGAGGCCGUUAUGAGCUUCGACGUGAUGGACAGGUACGGUGUCAAGCAGGACGUGGUCGCCGUUAACUCGCUCCUCAGCGCCAUUUGCAGCGAGGACAACCAAACCUCCUUUGGCCUCGAAUUCUUCGAGGGGAUCAAGGCGAAGGUGCCACCGGACGGCGACACCUUCGCCAUUUUGCUCGAAGGGUGGGAGAAGGAAGGCAAUGCUGCCAAAGCUAAGACCACCUUUGGGGACAUGGUGGCCCACAUUGGCUGGAACAAGGACAAUGUUGCUGCCUACGAUGCGUUUUUGAUGACCCUCCUUCGCGCUGGGCUCAUGGAUGAUGUUGUGAGGUUCCUUCAGGUCAUGAAGGACCACGACUGCUUCCCAGGUUUGAAAUUCUUUACCACUGCACUUGACUUUCUUGUCAAGCAAAACGAUGCUGAUCACGCUGUCCCCGUGUGGGAUGUAAUGGUGAGUGGUGAACUAGUGCCUAAUUUGAUCAUGUACAAUGCCAUGAUUGGGCUGCUCUGCAACAAUGCUGCGGUUGACCACGCAUUUCGCCUGCUCGAUGAGAUGGCCUUCCAUGGCGCUUUCCCAGACUCCUUGACUUAUAACAUGAUCUUCGAGUGCUUGGUGAAGAACAAAAAGGCGCGUGAGACAGAGAGGUUCUUUGCCGAGAUGGUCAAGAAUGAGUGGCCGCCCACAGGCUCUAAUUGCGCUGCAGCCAUCGCGAUGCUGUUUGAUUGUGAUGACCCCGAAGCAGCACAUGAGAUUUGGAGUUAUGUUGUUGAGAAUCGUGUCAAGCCACUAGAUGAAAGUGCGAAUGCAUUGCUCAUUGGUCUUUGUAACAUGAGUAGAUUCACGGAGGUGAAGAGGUUUGCUGAGGACAUUCUUGAUAGAAGGAUUAAUAUAUAUCAAUCUACAAUGAGCAUACUGAAGGAUGCCUUCUAUAAAGAAGGUAGAAGUGCAAGAGACAGAUAUGAUAGUCUUUAUAGGAGAUGGAAAGCUCAUGUCCAGUUGUAAUCCCAAAACUAAUUUGCAUUUCUUUGUUUUAAAAUUUUUGGCUGUUCAACCUUUGUUGCCAAAGACAGGCAGGCAGGCUUUGCUUGUUCUUGACCGUUUUGGCAUUGCCUUAAAUAUGGUGUUUCACAAGUUUCAUCAUAUGCACUCCAUGGUAGCCUUUCCUUUUGAUAGUC
Messenger RNA from Glycine soja, 1947 nucleotides. RefSeq names its product pentatricopeptide repeat-containing protein At1g77360, mitochondrial-like. The record is from RefSeq and is a predicted model, not a curated record. Bases 296 to 1774 code for a protein of 492 amino acids. Lineage: Eukaryota; Viridiplantae; Streptophyta; Magnoliopsida; Fabales; Fabaceae. The transcript has a single exon. Gene Ontology annotation, molecular function: protein binding.